Messenger RNA from Indicator indicator, 1197 nucleotides. RefSeq names its product lymphocyte expansion molecule (gene CIMAP2). Lineage: Eukaryota; Metazoa; Chordata; Aves; Piciformes; Indicatoridae. The record is from RefSeq and is a predicted model, not a curated record.
AUGGCUUCCAUGGAUAUGUCCACUGACCUGUCCCGAGCCCACCGCAGCAUCCCCAGGCCAGGGCUAGGGAAGAGAACUCAGGGCAGGCGAGAGGCCAAGUCAUUCAGUGGCCAAACUUCUCUCCAUUCCACAGAGGAUUUGCAGUUUGGUCUUGAAUCUCAACACAGAGAGGGAAAAGCAUCAGACUCUGGGUGGCCCAGGGAGCAGAGAGCCUUCUCGCUUAGCCAGCUGCCCCUUUUCCAGUUCAGGGAGACAAAGAGGAAGCUUAAACGCCAGCAGGAAAGGCUGGGCGCAGGGACCCUCAACAUCAGGGACUUUCUGCAGGAGACUCGUCCCUGCAGCCUCCGGGGCAUCUGUGAGACGAGGGAGCCACGCUUCAGGGAUGGCCGCAGGGACUGCUUCCCCGGCCCGGGCACGUACGGCCCCCGGGGGAGCCCCUACGUCAGCCUGGAGGAGAGAGCCAAGCGCUCUGCCGGCACACGGGGGCUGAUGGACAGCAGGAUGCCCAAGUGUGCCCUGCCAGCAGCCACGGGCAGCGGCCUGGGACCUGGCACCUACCACCUGCGCGGCAGCAUCGAGGAGGGGCUGCGGCGGGCGUGCAGUUUCGGCCUCCACAAGGGCUCCUUGGGGGACAAGCCCAAGCCUGCCAGUGGUGGCCAUCAAGCCUCGGAGAGAGCCACUGAGCUGGACACUGUCCCAGUGAAGGGUUUGGUGGAUGAGCUGAUGUCGAAUGAGAACAAGAAGAAAGGCUGCUUCAGCACCCUGCCAAGGAGCACAGGAUCCCUCAUGAAGAGGAUCUGCAGGGCCACGUGUAACAGGUUUCCUUCUGUGCAGUAUGCAGUGGGGCCAGGUUCCUACAACCCAAAGCCCAUUGGGAGAUCAGAGUACUCCAACCAAGCCCCGUUCUGGUCAUCUGCCAAGAGAUUUGACAGAAAGUCCCAUCUCCUCUUCACUGGGAACCAGAACCCUGUAGGUGUUGGUCGCUAUGACAUCAGCAGCCAUGAGAAAGCCCUUCAGAAGAUGAGGCACCAGGCCCUGUACCCUCAUGACGCACAGCAGUACCUCAGCAACUUGAAGCAGGAUGCCUACCUGCGUGAACGACUCAAGCCUGCUGCUAGAAACAGCUGGAGAGAGCUGAUUUCUGCUCAAUGCUGUCCAGAUACCUCUGAAGAAAUCACUGCUGAUUUCCAAACCUAA